GAGUGAGCACCGGUGGCGCAUCCACAACCGCUGUGUCCAUUCAAAACAGUCGGCAUUGUACAAGUGCAAGUCACGCACACGGAUGUACUGGCCUUGAGGCAGUCAGGAUACUUUGCACAAGCAGUUUGAAAGCAUUACAUUUGGAAGUUGAAGGGAUUACACUUGUAUGGAGUGAGGUGCUGCUGCAGUAAUGGAGCUCAGCAGGGGAGAAGUGCCACUUUAUGGUCAGGUGGAGGUCUGUGUGAAGCUGCAGGUGUCGCAGAGUGUUCAGGAAGAAGCUAACUACCAUGUGGUCCUUGUGGGCUCAUCUCUUCACCAUGUAACCACAGCUCACAGGGCCGAGGAUCAAGGCUCAAUUAAAUUCACUGUGCCUGGCCACGAUGUUCCAGAGAAAGUAUCUGUGGAGGUUUACUGCUGUUCGAGGGACAGCGGGAGUCCCAUCAGCCUCCUCUGCAAUUCAGGACAGCUCUCUCUGGAGUACAUAUGGGAUGAGGCACAAGAGGUGGCGGAGCAGCUCAUGAACUUGACAUCCAGCAGCUAUCAGGAUAUCCUAAGGAAAUUCUGCCCAGAGAAAAUGUUUUCAUCUGAGACUAACCGUUUAGACCAGACUGGCCAGCAUGGGACAGAUGGGGUUUGCGAUCCAAAGGAAUUAUUUCGAUUGGAAAGCCUAGCAGAACAGGGGCUCAGUAUUUGUGAACAGGGGAAUUUCAGCCAGAGAGAAGCCUCAGGAACAUCAGAGUUUAAUCCAGAGCACAGAUGCACAGUGGGACAACACAGUGCAGUUGAUGAAAAAAUCACACAGGCCCUGGCUAACUUGCACUUUCUGGGAUGGGACAGCCAAGCUGGACAGGAGAAGCAAGAUCUCCUUUCCAGGGCAACGCCUCUACAUGUGGCUAUACAUAUGGGGUUCCCCCACCUCAUUCACUUCCUCCUCCUGGAGUCUGAAGGUCAGAGGAUGGUUCCCAUAGUCGACAAGGAAGGCCAUAGUCCUCUCACGCUGGCUCAGAAGCGCGGAGACCUGACGCUCAUCAGCGCUCUAACAGAUCCCUCGAGUUGCAGUGCAUGGAGGCCAGUGUGGAUGUAUCAGAUAUGGACAGACGGCUCUCACCAGCUUCGUAUCUGCCCUGUCACCGAAUCUAUUAGUCUGACUGUGAAUAACAGCACAUAUAUAGAUGCACAGCACAGUAUCCAGCUGUACAGAGAGAAGAGCAGAGAGCCAGAUGCACUUGCAAGGGUGGGGCGACUGAGUGAGCCGUCAGAAGAGCGCAUGCACAGGUCUGAUGUAUGUGAUACAGAUUUGAACAGCCAACUGAGAAUCGAGGAUGAAGCCCUGGUGGAUAGUGUCUUUGAAGAACAGCUUGUUCUCUGUCUGGAUGAAGAGGACGAAGAUCUAAACACAUUUAACUCAGAGAAGCUGUGUUCCUCUCCUGGCUCCUGCACUCCAUUUCACCUUCAUUCCUCAGACACUGCUGCUGUCAGGCUCACAGCCAUGCUCAGAGGCUCCGCUAAGGACAAUGAUCUCGAUAUGAAGUAUGCUGUUUCAGGUGUCACAGAGGACAGCUCUGGGACAGAUAGUGGUGUGUGGCGAAUGUCAGAUACGGGGGUCUUGUCACCAGGGACUGUAGAUAUGCCUCCAGCUGUUAAAGAUGAUGAAGGGCAGAGAGGACGGCAACAUGCUUCUCAUUCUUUCUCUUCCACCUCUCCUGCGGGACUGAUGCUGGAUAGACUCAUGCGUGCCACACGACCUGCUGAAUUUACAUAUAACAGCUCAAGCUCACCUACAGAGUCAUGUGACCUAAGCCCGAGUCUGGUGGCCUUGGAAAUGGACAGCGAGGAGGAUGAUGAUGAUGACAUUUUAAUGAAGAAGCCCCUCCCCCAGCCACAGCCUGAGCUCAAAAACAGCGCAGAUGAUCGGAUUAUGUUUAAGCCCGCCCCUGAUCUUACCUGCACGCGUUCUCACUCCGCCUCCUCUGCCUGUAACCCCACCCCUGCAAAGGAUAUUGAGCAGGGCAUCCGUCUUCGUUCAUAUUCCUACACCUCCCCCAAAAUCAGCCUGCUGCCUCCACGAUUCAGUAGGGAUGCGAACCCUCCACCUACUGACCUCAACCAGGAUGGCGCCCUCUCCAGCAACAGUGGGAGCAGGUCUCUACUACAGGCACUGUCUCUGUCUAAAUCUCUGUCUCUGCUCAACCCUGUUAAACAUCGUGCCUGCAGCACAUCAGAGCAGCCUCAAGAGAAAAGGGAGUUAAGGUUUCGUAGACGUGCUCAGUCAGCUGACGAUGAGACCAGCGCAGAGCUGGCCAACUCCCUCCAACACCUCACGCUGUCCGAAUUCCUCAAAGAGAUUGAGGAAGAGGAAUGGGACAAAUAUAUCAUCCCUUCCAAAACAGAGUCAGAAAAAUACAAAGUCAGCCGCACAUUCAGCUUUAUAAAGAGCCGAAUGUAUAGCACUCGCAACAAGAACAAGGGGAAAGGAAAAGAGAGAGAGACCAAAGACAAGCAGGUCAAUGGACACCAGUUCACAGCAGGAUCUGUCCUGGGGUCGACACUUUGUGAGAUCUGCGGCAAGCCAGCUUCGGGGAAAGAGGUCCUCCACUGCGCAUACUGUGCGGUGAGUGUCCAUAAGGGCUGUAAGGACACAUCAAUGCCAUGCCUGAAGAAACCUCAAGACAAAUAUUCUGUUAUGACGGUAAAAUGCAGGACAGCCUCCCUCCCUCAGAAUUUUAUAGUGCGUGAAAGUUCCUCCUCGUCCUCUCAGAUCCCCACCUCUGCCUCUCUUCCUUUGAUGACAUCACGAGACUCUACUCCCCUUCCUUGCCCUCUGUCUAGAAGUGUGCCUGCAGUCACAGAAAGGAUUAGUGGUAGCCCAGAAGCAGAUAGUGACACCCCCCUGUGGCGGAACCACAUCCAACCAGAGGAGCUCUUCCAAACCAUGGAGUCCUCAACAUCCACUGAUUCCUCCCUUAUUGAAGACUCUGUAGAUUCCCCCCUACAGAAUGAGCUGGUAAUGAAUGCUGUGGAUUUGGAGGCGGAGUCAUGGAGCCUAGCGGUGGAGCCCCAGUUCUGUAAGGUGCAAGAAAAACGCAUCAUCAAGAGACAGGAUGUCAUUUACGAGUUCAUGCAGACCGAGCUCCACCACGUACAGACGCUCAUGAUAAUGGCAGAGGUCUUCAGGCGGGGAAUGCGGGAGGAAGUCGGGCUGGAUGUGGACACUAUUGGUCGGAUUUUCCCUUGCUUAGAUGAGCUGCUUCUCCUCCACCGUGACUUCCUGUCAGCGAUGAGGGAACGGCGGCAAAGCUGCAUUCAGCCCAACAGCAGCAAGAACUACCUCAUCCACCGUGUGGGUGACAUUUUUCUGCAACAGUUCUCCCAGGAGAAUGCAGAGAAGAUGAAGCAGGUGUAUGGCGAGUUUUGCAGUCGUCACACAGAAGCGGUCAGCUACUUCAAAGAGCUUCAGCAGCAGAAUAAGAGAUUUCAGCUCUUCAUCAAACAACAGAGUAGCAACUCGUUGGUAAAGAGGCGAGAAAUCCCAGAAUGCAUUUUGUUAGUGACGCAGCGAAUUACAAAGUAUCCCGUCCUCCUGGAAAGAAUACUGCAUUAUACAGAGGAGGGCACAGAAGAGCAUGCUGACCUGUCUCGUGCACUAGUCCUGAUCCGAGAGCUGAUCUCCGCUGUGGACCAGUGUGUGAGUCAGUACGAGCAGAACCAGAAGCUGAGUGAGGUCCUGGGCCGCAUGGAGAACAAGUGCUCGACUAAACUCAAGAGCGGUUACACCUUCCGCAAGCAGGACAUCAGCAAUGGCAGGGCUCUGCUGCACCAGGGGCCACUGCUCUGGAAGACGGCCACAGGAAGACUGAAAGAUGUUCUGGCAUUUUUGCUGUCUGAUUCAUUGGUGUUCCUUCAGGAGAAAGAUCAGAAAUACAUCUUUGCUGCUGUGGACCAGAAGCCUCCAGUGAUCUCUCUCCAGAAGCUGAUCGUGCGUGAGGUGGCCAAUGAGGAGAGAGGCAUGUUUCUGAUCAGUGCAUCUUCAGCUGGGCCUGAGAUGUAUGAGGUACACGCUGCUUCUAAAGAUGAACGCAAUGCUUGGAUGAGACUCAUCAGAGAGGCUGUGGAGAGUUGCCCUGAAGAGGAGGAUGAAACUACAAGUGAGUCAGAAGAGGAAAGGAGAGUCACGGAAGCAAAGGUCCAAAAGAUCCACAGGCUACAAGAGUCUUUGUGUGGCCACGAUCACCUCAUCUGUGCCAAUCUGGAGGAGAAGCUACACAUCUAUGCCGAGCUGUCAGUCAUGGCAGGACGACGUGAGACAGGACCAGAGCCCAGACUGCUGGUACGGCCCAGCACUGAAGACAUCCCUCAGGCCGGAGUACUGCUCAGUGCUGCUCUUAAAGAGGCGGAGAACCUGAAAGCAGCCCUCUCUUCUCACUGUGCUUCUACUGCCGCUGUCCCAUCUUGUCCAGAAGAGCAGACCCAACCCGAGCCUUGCUCUCCCUCCUCCCCUCUGCCCCCUGAGAACCAGAGUCCACUGAUGGACCCCCUCCAGAGGGAUGAGGAAGAGUGGGGAGGAGAGGAAGGCUUAGAAACACAGGCCUUUAAUCACAGCUCAGACGCUGAUCACAAUAUACACCUAAAGGUGAGUCAGAGUGUGCAGAGCUUGACUCAGCUGCUAUACAGUCUACAGGCCACAGUCACCAUCCAAGACAGUUGCUAUGAAGUCCAGAGGCUCCUCCUCCUCCUGUUAUCAAGCCCCUCCCCUCACCCACACUCCCGCCCACUGCCCAUCACUCGCAGCAACCAGACCCUGCAGGAGCAGGAGCGCCAGCGGGAGGCGGAGCGCCGGCGAGAGGAGCUGGCGGAUGUGGCCCGUCUACGGGGCACCCUUGUACGAGAGAGGCAGCAGUGGGAACGGGAAUGCCAGGUGCGACAGCUUCAUCAGUCUGAGCUAGAGGCGUCACUGGAGCAGAGGGAACUGGUGUGCCACCUAGAGGAGCGGAGGCUGCAGAGCGAGCGACAGGAGCUCCAAGAGCAGCUGCAGGAGUACCAGCAAAGCCUGGAGAGGCUGCGAGAAGGCCAGAGGACUGUGGAAAAGGAGAAGGAGAAGCUGGAUGCUCAGCGGAGGCUGCUGGAGAGUUUGCAGCAGGGCUACCAGCAGAACCUGCCAGCUAUGGUCAUACCAUUGGAUGGACAGCAGACACAGGACGCGGGUCACCAUCUACUGAGUGGUCAGGAUGAGCGUGGAUCCAUUUUUGUGAACGAGGCAGCAUUUAUGUCUCCCUCUCUGAACAACAGGCACAUUCACCUUCAACAUCACUCACAUCAUCAUCAUCAGACUGUCCACCUGCACUCAGGAUACUCAGAUUCUCCCAGUGCUCAGAACAGUCUCAAUUCACUCCUGGCACGAUCCAACCACAGACAGAGCUCUGCUGGAGUAUCUGAUGCUCCUGCAGGGCAUGAGAGCUGGACUGGAGGAACAAUGUACUCUACCCCUCGGAGAAGGCUAACAGAGAUCCCAAACAAUGAUGUGGGUCCGCUCGACCAUGUCCAAGAAUCUUGGUCAGCUGGCGUAACAGGGGCAGGGCUUCAUCAAGCCGACGUCCUGCUCGUCAACCAGCCCUUGGUUACCAUGGAGACAGAGAACAGAGAUACUGAUGGAGAGGAGAAUAUUGUGUAUCUCUGAAAUGAACAAAAAAUCUUUGGUUGGUGUUGAAACAAAACAUUUGGACUUGGAUUUGCAAUUUGAGAUUUGGACCAGGAUCUGAUCCCACUCCUUAUUUUGUGUUUUUUGAUUCUUCCUUUAAUCUUAGCAAACUUUCUGCCUUCUGUGACAUUCUCCAGACUUCGUAGCACUUACUUUGGUUCAUGUGUGAGAUGGGGCUUGUCUGAGUGGCUGUAUUUUGCUUUAUAGCCUGGAGCCUGCAAUGACAGAAUCAGGUUAGGCAGUUUCAGCACACGUUCAGGCGCACCCACAAAAGUCCCCCACCCACAUUGCCACACAAUGUAUUUUUCUACAACUGUCCAUGUCAGUUUACAUCAGGACACAAAAAUACUGACCCUUUCUUUCAGGAGAUGAACGAUGACUUGGUUUAUAAAAGCAUUCACCGCCUACUACAUGAGUCAGGGUUAUGUGUGCAUGUUAGAGUAAGGAAUCAAAUUGCCACCUUUCAGAUUCGAUCUCUCACAUUUGGAAACUGGUUUCACAUGUCCAUAUGGAGGAGAAUGUGUAAUAUGUGUCAUGCUUUACUCUUCUGAAACAGUUCAGAUUCAUUGGUGCUCACAAGCCAUUGCCUAUAAUGCCACAUGUGCAGCAAACGUCUAAAAAGAGUCUCAUCAUCAUUGGGAUUACAAACUGGCAUUCAAAUAUAUUUCUUGAUACUUUUAGGUCAUUAUGUUGCCGUAUCGUCCGGCUUUGUUUAUGCAUUUUGCAUAUUGUUGGUUACAUAAAUUAGCAUAAAUUCAGGCUUUCUGUUAUUUCAGUCACAAACAAAAAAGUCCCAAUUAAAAUUCAAGCCAUAAUUGUUGACUGUAGACCAGUAUUAGGUGUGAAUACUGUUUGUACUCGAGUUAAAGUGACAAGAAUUCAGCGUGUAUUUGCUUUUUAAAUUGCUAUUUGCUCUAUUGAAAAACACGUUUCACUGCGCAUGAGAACACUUGCUAUUCUUUUUGUUUCUUCCAAUGCAUAAACCUUAUUUAUUGUUAAAAAUGGUAAGGAAUCAUUUUAUGUACAUAGAGCAUGUUUUGUAUAAUUGUUGUAUGUAGACAGGUGUAUAUGUAGUAAAUGUU
Molecule: messenger RNA, 6777 nt
Organism: Sinocyclocheilus grahami
Lineage: Eukaryota; Metazoa; Chordata; Actinopteri; Cypriniformes; Cyprinidae
Product: rho guanine nucleotide exchange factor 28-like
Exons: 36
Coding region: 191-5674 (1827 amino acids)
Biological process (GO): regulation of Rho protein signal transduction
Molecular function (GO): guanyl-nucleotide exchange factor activity
Source: RefSeq, a predicted model, not a curated record